Physella acuta is the source of this 2232-nucleotide messenger RNA. Its product is annotated as metabotropic glutamate receptor 4-like. The record is from RefSeq and is a predicted model, not a curated record. Gene Ontology annotation, biological process: G protein-coupled receptor signaling pathway. NCBI's taxonomy places the organism in Eukaryota, Metazoa, Mollusca, Gastropoda, Physidae. Gene Ontology annotation, molecular function: G protein-coupled receptor activity. Gene Ontology annotation, cellular component: membrane.
AUGAAAAUAAAGCUCAUCGUCUCGGUGUUGUGCGGUUUUAUUUUUUUAACAUUCUCCAGCAAAAACCUGGUCAGAUGCCAGUGUGGAUUAGAACCUGCACCCGGCGACGUGUUGUUCUACGGACUGGACAGACGAGUGUACGCCAAACCAGGCGACAUCAACAUAGGCGCCCUGAUGAUGGCGACACUCCCAAACUCGGAGAACUUGUGCAGUGACGUCAUUUUUCCUGGAUCCUGGACCAUAGAAUACACGGAGUCCGUGGCGUUUGCCGUCGAAAUGGUCAACCAACAAGAAAACCUUCUGCCCAACAUCACACUAGGCUUUUAUAUUUUAAACGACUGCUCGUCCAAAUCUACAGCCAUAGCUCAGUCGCUGGCGUUCUUACCUCGUUCUGAGAGUCAGUGUGAGAAGCUGGAGCUCAAUACCUCGACGUCAGGUGACUCCCAGCAAUCGCCUCUACCUUUUUACGAUGUUAUCGGUAUACUGUCGCCCAUCAUGAGCGUCUCUGCUGCUCCGAUAUCUUUCCUCUACACCGCUGCUAAAAUACCACUCAUUGGGUAUUCGACUACGUCGGAUGAGUUUAGUGAUAAAAGUAAUCAUCCGUAUUUCUUUAGAGUGAUUAGUCCUGAUAAGUAUCAAGUGGAAGCCAUACUGAAGUUUAUAUCUGACAAUGGCUGGUCGUAUUUGUCUAUUGUUUACUUAGAAGGGACUUAUGGAGAGCGAGCGUUUGAUACUAUUAAAACUUUAGCUCAGAAGUUUGGCAUAUGCCUGGCGACGUGGCAUCGAAUCAGUUACACUGAAAACAUGGACGAGACGGCUUAUGAACUCCUCACAUAUCCCCGAGCUAGAGUAGUAGUGGCAUUCAUUGAUGAGAAACCAUUGUCAAACUUACUAGUAUCGUUAGACCGUCUGAAUGGUACGGGCCAGUUUGUGUGGGUGUGUAGUGACGCUAUGGCGUUUGCCACUGCUGAAAGUUUAGCUUCGAUCAAAGAUUAUUUUUCUGGUGCUUUUGUGUUUUCGUUCUACGCCCCGCUUAUACAGGAGUUUUAUUCGUACAUUGAGAGACAAAAUGUGUUGACAAGCUCGAAUCCCUGGUUCAAACCCACAUGGGAAAGCUUAAAACAUUGUUCGUUUGACGCGGGAACGUGCGAUCCGAAUAUCAGCCUACUACACUCGACUAAGUUUGAUUUUCAAACGUUCGCUACGCUAAGCAUGGACUCGGUUCUCGCCCUUGCUCAAGCUGCAGACAGAGUUAUCUCAGCUUUGUGUCCCAACGCGACAGGAACUGACGUCCGCGACUGUGUCAAAAGUGACGACCUAUACCAGAGACUGAGAGGGGAAAAGUUCCAGGGCUACAGCGGGCGAAUAGAGUUUAAUUCAAACGGGGAUUCUAUAGGAAAGUAUGUAGUGUAUCAAAUGUCUUAUGACAAAGUUAUGGUACCUUUUGGCUAUGGAUCUACGGGUAAUGAAACGGUGCUUGGGGUUAUAAAACGAGAAGUGGCUUUCUACGACGUGUCUUCAGGAAAUAUAACCUACACUCAAAACAAUAUCUCAUGGAACCAUCUGAAAGUUGUAGAGAGGAUCAUUUCUUUAGAUAAAAAUUCUAACUUCCCCAACCGUCCCGAGUCUGUGUGCAGCCGGCCGUGUGUUGUGGGUGAGUACAAGAUCCAGAAAACGCCAGCUUGUUGCUGGGACUGCAGGUUUUGUCGUAACAAUGAGAGGAUAAUCAACAAGAACACAGCUUGCCAGGAGUGUGAGCCAUUCACCUGGCCAGACCCGGAGACCAACUACACAACAUGUGUACCCAUUUCAUUAAGCCACCCUGGGAUGUCCAGCCCCUUAUCAAUUAUUCAAAUCAGUUUUGCUGUUGUAGCUUUAUUAGUGACGUGUUACGUCACCGCGUCUUAUAUUUAUCUACGCGAAAACCGCGUCAUCAAGGCCGCAAGCAGAGAGCUAAGCCUGAUUCAGAUUCUCGCCAUAUUUGCUGGCUACGUCACAGUCAUAAGUUUCCAGAGCUACCCCACCCCCAACACCUGCGGUGUACUGUACUUCAUGUUCUGUCUCAGCUUCGCAACCCUUUACGCGCCGCUGUUGGUCAAGGCCGUUCGGAUCUUCAGAAUCUUCCAGCACAGCAGUAAAACCAACAAGAGACCCAGGUUCGUUAGUCCACAGUCUCAGAUCAUCAUGUCGCUGGUUUUAAUCCUCAUUCAGGUAACUUUAUUUUACUUUUAG